CCUGCAAACAUACAACAGAGACUCAUCGAUAUCGCUAAAAAGGAUUAGCUGAUUAGUUGUCGACAUAUUUGUCUGUAAUUAAAAAUUCUAAAUUAACUUUUUAGAAUUAAUUUGUGUGAUAUUGAUAAUAUUUUCCACGUAUAUUUUGCAUAUUAUAGUGAUUUUUGUCGUUCCGUAUCAAUGUUUCAUACAAAUUUUUUACUUCCAUCGCAACGCACGAGCACAUAUCUAUACUAUAUAUUGUUAACAAGGGCCAAGCAUUGCUUAUGGAUUGUGGGGAAUGGAACCACUCUGUUCAACAAUCUGACUGUUGACUUGAUGGAUCAGAUUAUGGAUUUUCCUGUUGACCCAAUCAUGGCAGCUAAGGCCUAUAAGUAUAAAGCAGAAAUACUUCUUAAGGAAUACUUGCUAGCAGAUUCAUAUGUUCUAUACACUUCUGUGCUCGCGGGGCUUCUGAUGUGCAAGUUGGUACUGUUAUUUUUACUGAUUGUUUUUUAUGGCUUGGUUGCUUGUGUUUGUGCUCUGGUAUAUGCAGCCAAGAUCAAGAUUGGGAUCAAUGGGUUCGGUAGGAUCGGAAGGCUGGUGGCCAGGGUGGCCCUACAGAGUGACGAUGUCGAGCUCGUCGUCGUGAACGACCGCUUCAUCAGCACCGACUACAUGGUAUGGUCCCUCGGCUACCACUGAAAAGGGGCCACCACUGAAGUUAGCUUCUUCUGAUCAACUCAGUCGUUUACUCCUUGGCCAAUAGUAGCAAAAAGAGAAGACACUAAACACCACCUAAAGGUGAAACACCGGUGAUGUUCUGAUGGUCAGCAUCAUCACUUGCUGAAGUUCCAUUUUUAUCUGGCACUUUCAAGGGCACUGAAGUCUUCGUGUCGCCCAGAUGAGGAUCGAGAAUGUUGGUCUGAGCUUGGACCUUCUGAGAACUAUGCUUAAAUCCAUUGGAAAGGUUUCCUGGCUGCUCUUGGAAGGAACUUCGGAGGUUAAGAUUAUCUGAUGGCCCCUUUUGAUUGAAAUCUUGCCCGGCCGCAUCCAAUAUCCUUUCUUCAUUCUGCUGUUGCACUGUUCUGUGUACUUGGUGCAGCAGAUCUGGGCCAAUUCAGAUGGUGAUGCUGCUGGUGCUUUUGUUGCGCUUGCAUCUGAAGGUGCUGCUGAGAAAUGCUGGCCGAAGCUGCAGCGGCGGUAGAGGCAGGGGUGUUGGAAUUUGUGGGUUUGCUUCCCAUGAAUGCAUUUGAAGAUUCUGUUCCGAUAAGGCUCAGGGUGCGGGACGAAGUUUCAU
This is a messenger RNA of Zea mays, 1279 nucleotides long. RefSeq lists its product as uncharacterized. The transcript has 3 exons. The record is from RefSeq and is a predicted model, not a curated record. Gene Ontology annotation, molecular function: glyceraldehyde-3-phosphate dehydrogenase (NAD+) (phosphorylating) activity; NAD binding. Gene Ontology annotation, cellular component: cytosol. Bases 181 to 684 code for a protein of 167 amino acids. Gene Ontology annotation, biological process: glycolytic process. NCBI's taxonomy places the organism in Eukaryota, Viridiplantae, Streptophyta, Magnoliopsida, Poales, Poaceae.